AUGAGGACUCUUAAGCUUCAGCUCGACUACGUUCUGGCGAGGAACAUUCCUCGGUCAGAUAUCCGAAAAUCUAGAACUGUUUGGGACGUCGCGUUCGACUCUAACCACCGUCCAGUUCUUCUCAGCUUCAAGAUACGGUUCCACAAGAGAAGCCGAGGAGUUCCUCUUCAACCGAAAAUCGACAUGGCAGGUCUGAAAGACGAUGAAGGCAGAACAAAAUUCCGCCAACGUGUGUUUAUUCAUGUUGGAGUACGGACCAGGAAGAAGCUUAGCGAUGCGGAUUCCUUCACAAAGUGCAUCCAGGACGCUGCAAGGGAAACGCUCCCGGUUCUAUUGCCGCGGAAGAAGUUUGCCUUUGCAUCUGCGGAAACAAAAUCCACAUACAAUUCUGUAUGUGUAGCGCGCAGCGCUGGUGACUUCAACCAGGAAAAGCAUCUUAGAAGGAAGCUGCGUCGUCAACUGCAACAAGACCGCGAUAACGAGUAG
Necator americanus (New World hookworm) is the source of this 486-nucleotide messenger RNA. RefSeq lists its product as uncharacterized. The coding region runs from base 1 to 486 and encodes 161 amino acids. The transcript has a single exon. The record is from RefSeq and is a predicted model, not a curated record. Lineage: Eukaryota; Metazoa; Nematoda; Chromadorea; Rhabditida; Ancylostomatidae.